Messenger RNA from Vanrija pseudolonga, 562 nucleotides. RefSeq lists its product as uncharacterized. NCBI's taxonomy places the organism in Eukaryota, Fungi, Basidiomycota, Tremellomycetes, Trichosporonales, Trichosporonaceae. The record is from RefSeq and is a predicted model, not a curated record. Bases 107 to 562 code for a protein of 151 amino acids. The transcript has 3 exons.
CACCGUCGUCGUGAUGUUGUGGCCGUUUAUGAUGGCGCGCGUCUGACCCGCGGCGUCCGUCCACUUUGACUUUGCUUUCCCCCAAGUCACCAUCAAAACAACAACCAUGAGCGCCGCCGAGCAAGCAUCCACCGCCCCUCCCCCCGCCGCCGAGGCCGUCCCCGAGGUCGGCGACAAGCGCAAGGCUGAUGCCGAGGUCGACGAGGAGGACGAGGCCAAGAAGGCCAAGACCGACGCCCCCGUCGACAAGGGCAAGGGCAAGUCGACUGCGCCGCCCGAGGACGAGCCCGAGGCCGACGACGACGAGGAUGACGAUGACGAUGACGACGAGCUCAUCGUCCGUGGCUCGCGCAAGCGCAAGACGGUCGACUAUGCCUCGGCUGAGGCGCACGCCGCCGCUGGCCUUGGCGAGGGCGAGGAGGAGGACGAGGAGGAGGAGGACGACGAGGAGUUUGAGGGCGCCGACGACGACGAGGAAGACGCCGGCGAGGACGACGACGCCGAGGAGGCCGCGCCUGCCGACGCCGAGGGUGCCGAGGAGGACGACGACGAGGAGGUCUAA